Molecule: messenger RNA, 3634 nt
Organism: Mizuhopecten yessoensis (Yesso scallop)
Lineage: Eukaryota; Metazoa; Mollusca; Bivalvia; Pectinida; Pectinidae
Exons: 1
Coding region: 109-2874 (921 amino acids)
Biological process (GO): siRNA processing
Cellular component (GO): nuclear RNA-directed RNA polymerase complex
Molecular function (GO): RNA-directed RNA polymerase activity
Source: RefSeq, a predicted model, not a curated record
ACAAAAAUAUUGGGAAAAUUGUACCGCCAGAGUAGAUCGUUGGAGCAAGCUCACAACCGUACAUAUAUUAUAAAUCUUCUCAAAGAUGCCUUUGUUGUCGACAAAGAUAUGAUGUAUCCUGGAUACAAGAAGUAUCUAGAUUCCGCACAUAUGUCGUAUGACCUGUACAAUGAAAAAGUCUUGCAGCUAAUGUCUCUAUACGGAAUAGAAACGGAAGCAGAAGUUGUUACUGGUGCUAUUCAGAAACUAAAGAAGACACGAGGUUAUCUCCAAAAUGAAAAAUAUGAGAUAGAGAAAAUCAUCCAAGGAAAAAUGAGCAUUAUUAGACAGAAGGUACGGGCAGAUUUCUUUGAAGAAUUCAGUGAAGAAGGAGAAAACAAUUCUGUUUCUGCAGAUGAUACGAAAAAAUUCCUCGCAAAAGCGUCAGCUUGGUAUGUCGUCGCGUAUGAUGUGAAGUCUCAGUUAGUCAACACUGGGAAACGUCUCGUCAGCUUCCCAUGGAUUAUGAGCGAGUUCCUCUCCCAGAUAAAAGCAAAUGCAUGCCUGGCCACCAGCGAGGAGACAGCAGACAAAUCAGCUAAACCAGAAAGACCAGAACUCGUCCAAAUCGGCUCAUCAAUAGUAAGGCAUUUUGAUACGAGACACGAGGAUCGGCUUGCAACAUUUCAGUUCCUCCAAGUAACUUUCACCAUGAUUUCUGAUCAUCUCCAUCGUUUUCUCGGACCGGGGAUAAGAGUGUCCUUCACAGGACUGCCAUCAUUGUGUCUAAUGGAUAUGUACACUCGUGAUAUCAAUGUCUGUCUGGAACUGCAACAGCAAAUCACCGGAAAAGAUUUCAACACUCUGUUAAAGAAUGUUAUGGCAAGUUAUAUGGCAGGUUAUCGGCCUUUAACGCCGAAGUCAUUCAUCGUCCGAAUAGACGUAGAUCCUGUGACUGUCACAUUUAGCCAAAACACCAUCGAUAUAGGCAGAACAAAUUUCAUCCGACGACAACUUCAAAGAAGCUCAACCUAUACGCUCAUCCUGACGUUUCUUCUCGACUGGGCGAGAAAGUACACAAUUAUUGGCAGAUCCCCAAACGCAUUGUUUUCUGAAGUUGUUUUUACGUUGCUGGUUCUCAAACUCUUGUCAGAUGUAGAUAGCAAAUCAACAGAAAUAAAUACAACGCAUGACGACAUGAAUCACAUGAAUGUAUCUUCUUGGCUUCCAGGAAAAAUAACUGCAAGCAAACAACUUCACACAGCUAGUCUAGUGAUGGCCGUCUUGCGAAAUUUUAACUCUUUGCUGAUCAGCGAUGAGAAAGGGGAAAUUCGAAUAAAUGUGCCAGACCCAACAGAUGAUGUCAGAAGUCAACGGUUUCUGGUACCUGGUCAUCUAAGGUGGAGGAAAUUCAAACAUCUGACGGAGGAAAUUCUCUUCGUUUAUCAAGAAAUUGCAAAAAACAGAUCUGUAAAUAUCUUCUUUGAACAAAACAUCAUUGAAGAGGGUCAUCUGAUGAUGAAUCUGCCAUUAGAAACUUGGGGGUCUGUAAUGUUUGCAGAAACCUACACCGCUAGACGAUUGUCAGAAGAAACCGGCGCAGAAAUCAGCAUACGAAGAAAGACAUUCAGGGAUACCACUGGACUAAUUUUAGAAGCAUGGGGAACCCGCGAAGAACUGUGGAAUGUUCCACAAUCUCUUCAAGAUCUGAAUGACAAAUCAUCAAAGUUCGUCACCACCUCAGCACGAGACAAAGCAUUUAUUGGUGGGGCAUACAAACGUAUAUUCUAUGGGUCGACAGGUCCGGAUCAACAACUCACAUUCGAUCGAUAUACCGGUAGAUGUCAACCAGCGCACAAGCAACUCACAUUGUACGUUCCAUUCUUAGACUCAUCUUGUCAGAAUGAUAAGAAUACAGCUUUGGAAAAGUUCAAAGAAGUAUUCAGGACACAGAUGGAACUCAUCCGACAAGAUUUCGAGAGAACAUACCAUGGGGAUCUAAGAAUUGCACUUACAUUCGGAAUAUUCUACGUAUUUUAUGUUGAAAAUCCCCAGUUUACGAUAUCAGAAUUUGAAAUGGCGUUUGAAGGUAAUGUCAAACCACAGGAAAAGCAGCUAGAACUGAAUCUGCCAGGGCGUGGAGGAUGGCGAAAUCGCAAGAGGCAUGGCCGGUUUACUAAACCUAAACCAAGACACAUAAGAGGCUCUUUCAUGCCUACGGAGUGUGACAAAAACAACGUCAGUGCUUUCCUAGGCAACUCGAAUUUCAAAGAACGCCAUGGAGAAGUAAAGUAUCAUGCCGCUUUCAUGUUGGGCAAUCAAGAUUAUGGAAAACCACAUGAAGGUCUCGUUAUCCUUGACAAAGAUCUCCUGUUCAUUGAGCUUCGGCUUUCUGAUUUGAAGUGGAUGGCGGUGGACGUGUGUCGCGGCUAUAACGGUAUACCUAAUACCAACAAACGUCUAGAUGUCCGGUGUAAGCUGCACUCACGACGUCUCAUGGACAUGGAAGGAGUACAAGAGAUGGCCGACACGAAAAUGCUUUUGGAGCCUAGCACACGUGUGCUGUUGAAACCCCAACCGGAUGUUCUUUACGUAUCUCCGGAGUUUAGGAAUAGAGUAUCAUUCGUGAGAGAGAAGCGCGUCAAAUCGUACCAUUAUGAGGGACCAGUAACAGAAUAUAGCAUUUGGCAGGACAUGAGCAUCGAAAUAGCAACAGUGUUUGAGUAUUCGAUACCAGAUUCUAGUGGUAGAUUCCAGGACAUGGUAGAAAAACAGGAAGUCACCGUAAUACCUAAACUCCCUCCACUGGACACAACGGAAACGGACUGGGACAGUUAUGCAGAAAACAUUUGGGAACUCAUUGAACAAUUAGGCGAACAAUUUGAUUCAGACUAGAUGGUUCAACCGAGAGUACAUAAUGCCACAAUAUCCUUGCAGUGUUUAAACUGUAUAGAUGUGUUAAUAAGAAUGAAAUCAUUAACAAAAUGCCAAAUACGAAUUAUUCGUCAUCCGUGAACACUUUCGCUGUUGGCAUUGAAAUACAUUACUGUAUUCAUUUAUACAUAGCCAAGACAUCGAUAGAUACACAGCAGAGAAACGACUGUGGUAUGCCUUACUAUUUUGGGCGCCGCGUACAUAAGAAAGUGCAUUUAUUCCAAAUCGUUCGUAAAAGACCGUCUACAUUCGUGUUAAAGUGUCAUAUUGAAACCGGGGCUCGUAUUUAUGAAACUGUUCUCAUGCUAAAGAAUGGAUUCUGUGCUCAAGUAUUUAAGUAGCGGAUUUAGUUCCGCUACUAGACUACCGUUCUAAGUUGAAAAUUAUUUGGCGACAUUUAUCAUGUUUUAACAAAAAUAUAUUUUUUAUUUAAUACAGGGUUAAAAUAUUGUCUGAAUUUGAUAUUUGAAUUUCAAUCAUGCGGUGAUUAAAUCUAACACUUCUCAAUUAUUCUGUAAAAAACACCUCAUCAAUUAAUGAAUGAGCAACAUCCUUGUAUAUUUUGAAAACUCCUAAUAUUAGUUUAUUUCAUUUAUUAUAUAUAUAUACAUAUAUCUUUUUAAUUUUAGAUGCUUGUUAUUGAAAGUAGAUACUUAUGGAAUUUGUUUUCAUGUUUUCAUGUGUAUGUUUCCAUGUAUGUUUAUGUAAUCAAGGUCGUUUC